UUUUUCUAUAUAAAGAGAAGUCUGUUAGUCUGUGGUACAUUCUUCUUUCAGUGAACUCUCACCAUGAAGAUUGUAUUGCUCCUAGUUAGCUGCCUGUGUGCCGUUGUCUUCUGUCAGAACACUACGCCCGAUGGAUUGAACCGUUACCGAAGGGAUAUUAAGUAUGAUAAAUACUUAAUGAACGUUGAAAUACCUGGAAGUGUCAUUACGAAAACAUGGUUUAUUGAAGUCAAGUACUGUUACGUACCACUCCACACCUAUAUCGACAUUCACAGAAACAUGUCGCUCAAAGACUGUGCUUACCAAUGUCUUCUUACGCACGGUUGUCGGUCAUUCGAAUUUGGGAGAAAGAAUAACAACUGUUUCCUCUCUUACCACAAUGGGCAACAAACCAAGGCCAAAUACAGCCACUAUAGAGAUUUCUACCAGUUGCUUAACCCUAAUGAAGAAUAUAUCAAGAUACUCGGAGUUUCAAUCAGAGAUCAUGACCUGGAGAGACUACGCAACGUCAGUGUGGAAGAAUGUCUUGAUAAAUGCAGGACUUUGCCAUACUGUAAUGUGAUGGAAUACAAAAAACAGCAUAACAAAUGUGACUUAUCGAACGUGACUUAUUCUAAAUAUCCGCUCAGUGUGAACUUCUUUGGUUGGGACUUCUACCAGAAGAAUCCGAAAAAACCGCCUCUCAAGGGCAAAAAUUGCAAAUGUUCAGCUUCUGGAGAUCCUCACUACCGAACCUUUGACGGCCAACUGAUCCACUUUAUGGGAACGUGCAAAUAUACUUUGGCAAGAUCUCUGCAAUCCAAAGGCGCUAGAUUUUUCAAUGUUGAAGUGAAGAACGAAAACAGAGGUAACAAGAAAGUGUCUUACACCCGUAUGGUUGACAUUAUUCUGAACGGUGUCCGUAUCCGUUUAUUGCCAAAACUCAAGAUGAGGAUGUGA
Messenger RNA from Octopus bimaculoides (California two-spot octopus), 939 nucleotides. RefSeq lists its product as uncharacterized. Gene Ontology annotation, cellular component: extracellular matrix. NCBI's taxonomy places the organism in Eukaryota, Metazoa, Mollusca, Cephalopoda, Octopoda, Octopodidae. The record is from RefSeq and is a predicted model, not a curated record.